Messenger RNA from Penicilliopsis zonata CBS 506.65, 1695 nucleotides. RefSeq lists its product as hypothetical. Gene Ontology annotation, biological process: transmembrane transport. Gene Ontology annotation, molecular function: transmembrane transporter activity. The record is from RefSeq and is a predicted model, not a curated record. Bases 1 to 1695 code for a protein of 564 amino acids. The transcript is spliced from 2 exons. NCBI's taxonomy places the organism in Eukaryota, Fungi, Ascomycota, Eurotiomycetes, Eurotiales, Aspergillaceae.
AUGGCUGACAAGGAGGCAACAAGGGCAUCGUCUCUUUCCGGGCAAACGAUACCGAAUGAAGGUUCCCAGAUGGAUCUGGACGUUGAAAAGAGAGAGUAUGUUUCCUCGGUCAAUGGUGGAAGCAAAGAUGGGUCACAGGACGGCACAACCGCAGAAGAUGAGAACGAGUAUCCCGGAAGUUUUUCUCUCCUCUUCAUUAUUAUCGCGUUAAUCCUCGCCAUGUUCCUGGUGGCACUCGACAUGACUAUCGUUGCCACUGCAAUCCCAGAAAUCACAGAUGAAUUCAAUUCUUUGGACCAGACGGGAUGGUACGGCAGCGCUUUCUUCCUCACCGUGGCUUCCUUCCAGUCUACCUGGGGCAAGGGCUACAAGUAUUUCAACCUGAAGUGGACUUUCCUUCUGGCAAUCUUUAUCUUCGAAAUCGGUUCCUUGAUCUGUGGUGUCGCACAAAACAGCACCACGCUCAUUGUGGGCCGUGCUGUCGCAGGUGCCGGCGCCGCCGGCAUUGCUAGCGGUGUGUACACUAUCAUUGCCUUCUCGGCACCCCCGCGACAGCGCCCAGCCUUCACCGGUCUGCUGGGUGCGACCUACGCCGGUGCUAGUGUUAUUGGCCCCUUGCUCGGCGGUGUCUUUACGACUCAUGUAACGUGGCGGUGGUGUUUCUAUAUCAACCUGCCAGUCGGUGGCUUGAGCGCGAUCAUCAUCCUUUUCUUCUUCCAGAACCCACCAGCAGCCCGUCCUGCGCAAGCAGAUUGGAAGGAGAAGCUUUUGCAGAUGGACCUGGGCGGUACUUUCAUCAUCAUGGCUGCUGUGGUCUGCUAUCUGCUCGCGAUGCAAUGGGCCGGCAGUACCAAGGCAUGGGACUCGGCAGACGUUAUCGGCACGUUGAUCGGUUUCGGCCUCUUGGUCAUUGUCUUCAUCAUCAACGAAUGGUGGAUGGAUGAGCGGGCGUUGGUCCCCAAGCGCCUCCUGAAGAUGCGGAACUUCGUCGUGAGCUGUCUCUUCGUCGUCUUCAGCUUCGGGCCCAUGUUCGUCCUCAUCUACUACCUCCCGAUCUACUUCCAGUCAAUCCAAGGCGUGUCUGCCUCCGAAUCCGGUGUCCGCAACAUCCCGUUGAUCCUGUCCGUCAGUAUAUUCUCCAUCGUCUCCGGCGCCUUGAUCACGAUCUUUGGACACUUUGUGUACCUUAUGAUCAUCUCCUCCGUGAUCACCUCCAUCGGCUGCGGAUUGAUCUACACGCUUGACACCACCACCGGCAGUGGCAAGUGGAUCGGUUACCAGAUCCUCGCCGGCGUGGGCCUCGGACUCGGCUGCCAGAUCCCAAUCAUCGUCAACCAAGCGAUCGUCGAUCCCUCCGACCUCGCCAGUUCCUCGGCCUUUACCCUCUUCUGCCAGACCAUCGGCGGUGCCAUCUGGGUGUCCGCAGGUGAGUCGGCCUUUGUGAACCGACUCGUCCAGAAGCUGCCCGAGACCGCCCCGGGCGUCGACCCGGCAGCUGUUGUGGCUGCGGGUGCCACCGCUCUGCGCCAGACCUUCACCGCCGCACAGCUUCCCGGAAUCCUGGUGGCGUACAUGGACGGCCUGACGGACACCUUCCUGGUCGCCUUGGUUCUGGCCUGUGUCGGUUUCCUCGUCGCUCUCUUCCCCAAGUGGGAGAGUCUCAAGGGUCGAAUGACGGCUGGAGGAGCUGUAUAA